UUGGGCACCGUUGUACCGCUCUAACAUUUUCGCGACAUGCUUCGACCUGCCGUCGCCUGGGGUGAAGCCUUGCAUCUGUCCUUCCACCACACCUGCUGCUUGUGACCAGCUCGAGUGUAACCUGCAAGUACGACCUCCAAAUUCAAGCCCAGCUUGACAACGCGGGCGGAUGGGCAACAGGCCAUUUCCAGCUCGUCUGGCAGCAUUGCGACUCCGAGUUGCUAGCUUACGCCUGCGUCUCUCACAACUCCCAGAAGCCGCUGUCUGGGGCUCAUCGACACGUCAGCCGCGUGCCCCAGCCCUCUUCGCCGAAUUUCUCACAAGCCUAGUCAUCCCCGCACGCAAGUUCAAUUGUACAUUUGGACGUCUUUGAUCUGCAAAGCGGGUGUACAUCAAGCUUUGAGCUCACAUACCCCAACGACCCCGCCCUUCCGGCGCUUCGCCAGAUUCCUGUUGCUGGAGCGCCGCUUCCUACUCGCCUCGCCGUUGGCUUUCCGCGCUUUGCACACCACUGUACAACGCUCGAUCUUCCUUACGAAGUUUCACUCAUGGUCGACGACUUGACUCGCAUCGAAGCAGAUACGCGCUCCACUGUACAAAACGUUCAGUCCACGCUCGUGGCCUGCGCAGGAGCGAAUGCAGGAUCAGGAAGACCAAGCGCCAACCAGGCUGUCCCAGGCGACUUCAUCGAAUAACGACUGUUCGCCGGCUGCGGCCGGCUCGAUGGUCCUUGACUGCCAGCCAGUCAGACUUUUGUUGACCCUUAUUAUUCGUCCGAGGUCGUAUCCACCUCGCCGUUCACGAGCAUCUCAGCAUGAACAAGCCAACAAAAAUUUCACAGUCAACGCCAGUGCCUCACCUUCAAGCCGAAAGUACGAAGCGACCACUUCUGCCGCCAAUCUUACCUCGAGCAGAUGAAGCCGAAGCACCCUCUGCAAUGCUCGCCCCUAGCCAACGUGCUCCGGGCACCGUCUUCGGGAGUUCCGGCCUUCCGCCCGAUGCUUGGAGGCGGUCUGUUGAGGAGGAGAAGCGCCGUCAGCACCGCAAGUCGCUACUCGCACAUCAGCCAAAAGUUGAAACGGAUUGGCAUACACGAAGCAUGUCCCAGACACCCAUGACACUUCAAGCCCUGCUGACUACAGAUCUGUCAUCAAAAAGAGAACGUGAAUCCACGAAUCUGACAAGUAGCCCACGCCCUCUCGACCAUGGUCCACCGAUGGCACCUCCGCGUCCCUCGACGGCGCGCGUGAUGCCACGGCCCAGCGGACUUCCAGCACACGGCCUGUCGACUACAUCGACAUCGUGGAACAGUCAGUUUCGAGGGACUUCACAGGAGUCACGAACACUAGCACCGCAGAAAGCUUCUGCUCCUUCUGGAGAAAGCUCCGGGUCG
Molecule: messenger RNA, 1393 nt
Organism: Ceraceosorus bombacis
Lineage: Eukaryota; Fungi; Basidiomycota; Exobasidiomycetes; Ceraceosorales; Ceraceosoraceae
Source: the annotation of a GenBank genome assembly